AUAUAUAAACAAUAUUAAUAACUUACAACAAUGUUUUGUCUUUUAUUGAUAUUUCUAAUAUGUAUUAAUGUGGUAGAAAUAACGAAAAUUGAAGAUAUAUCGAUUUGUAUAAAUGAUACAGAUUGCAGUGAGUCAAUAGACUCAACUGUUUAUACACAGAUUCCUAAAAUCAAUAAUACAUCUUUAGAAGAUUUAUCAAAUGUGACAGAAGAUGAUAAUAUAUUCACUACUAUCAGUCCUAUAGAAACAUCUUCAAGAAUAAAUGCUAACACAACAGAGCAACCAGAUGUACUGUCAACUUUAACAACCAAAUCCUUAUCAACUAUACAUCUAAGUGAUUAUGAAAUUCUUACACUAAAACAAAAAGAGAUAUGCGAGUGUGAUUUUACUAAAUUUUCCUGUGACAUCAAUUGCUGCUGUGACAUGGAUUGUAAUAAUUUUCACUUGUCUGCGUUUUCAUACUGUCAAGAUUAUCAUGUGGAACUUUACGAUAGUCGUUAUUGUUAUAACCAAAAUUUUCUACAACGGAACAACACACCUUUUAUUUUUGAAAAACUUACAAAUAAUUUGUUUUGCAUUUUAUAUGACAAUCUUCCAUCUGUGUAUAGUUCCAACAACGAUUUGGUAUUAUAUAAUGAAGAUCUAUGGAAAAUAAUACAAACAAAAAGUUACAAAUGGGAAGCAGAACAUAGCAAAAUAUUAUCCAAAUUUAAGUCGUCCAAAUAUUAUCAAUAUGGAGACGUAAUAUGGAAAUUGUACGACAAAUCUGUUGAAGCCAUAGAAUUUUUACAAUCUGGAUUUACUGGGAUGUGUGCAUUUAAGAAGACUUUAAGAUAUUUGCAAAAUUGGCAAGGUGCAUGUAUACAAAAUGUAUUAACAAAUACUAACCCAUAUUUGUUCAGUAUGGCAUUCAGUAAUUUCACAGUUAUUAAAUAUCUGCCAUCAUUCAAUGAUACAUUUAUGACAAAACAGAUAUGUCAGAGCAACAUAUGUUUGCCAAUAAGAACUCAUUACUGCCUGAAGUCAUUUUCUGCAUGUAAUGGAACUAGUAUAUCAGGAUAUUGCAAGAAUUUUACCUGUAUUAAUAUUGUAAUGGGUUUGAAAUAUAUAAUUGUUCACAAUGGUUCCGCUGGUAUCAACAGCAUUGAUGCAUAUUUUAAUAUAGGAAAUGCUUCUCGUGCUUUUCAUCAAUAUUUCGAAGUUGAAUAUAAUUGGAUAAACUCAAACAGCACAAAAGUUUUUGUUCGUAGUGGAAAUCCUGGUUACGUGAUGGGUAAGCCUAUCAUUAUUGGUAUUUCUCAAACUAAUAAUAGCGGGGAUAUUCAUUUCAACAGAACAAAUAAAUUUCUUACAUUGCCCUUGGCUGGAAGAAAUGGAGAGUGUGACCAAAUUAAGAGAUAUACCGUUGGAUUCGGUGAAGAUAUUAGAUUAAUAUGUUCUGUAAAAUUAUUUAUUAAAAAUUUCACUGCGUUAUCUUGUGCGGAGCUACAAAAUCUAACCAUGCGUCAUUUAAUAAAGGACUUUUUCUUAAAUACAAGUCAAUAUUAUAACACUUAUGUUUCAAAAUUAGGUAAUUUUUUUAACAAAACUGUUGAUGAUUGGUUGCAUGUCGUGUUCGAUAGAAUACCACGAAAUAUUGUGACUACGCAUACAAUCGGAAAACAGAUAUUAUGUUCAGGAUUAGUUACAUCUAUGCAUUUGAACGUCCUUUAUUCCAUGUUGCCAAAGCCUAAAACUUUAUCAAAUUAUAAAAUAUUAGGUUUUGGAAUUACAUUUAGCAAAGAAGAAGACGUUAACUGGCCGAAAUGCGCAUUAAAGAAUUGUACAGACAUACUUCAUGUCAAUAUUAUUUCUUAUGUCAAUUUUCACGAUGUUUCAAAGCCGUCCAAACACUAUUUCGCUGGUGGGCCUAAUUUAGAUAUCACGUUACCCUACGAUUUCUUUUAUCCUUUCUUGAAUGAUUCAAAAAUUAUAGAAAUAUCAAAUAUAUCAAUAUUUUUAAUAAUAUAUACAUUAUGGAUAAAUAUUUGAUACGUAUAUUCUAUUUAUUUAAGAUUACACUUUUAACUGCUUUUAUUUUUGUACGUGCGAAUUAUAGAAUCUAUAAAAAUCUAUGUAAAAUCUCGUCUACAAUAGUUGCCGUAUCGCAUGUCGUAUGAAAACGUUGCAGGAGUAUAGUUUUUUGUCGCACGGUUAUCUCAUUGUUAGUCGCAUAAGCUCAGCCAAUCACAACACAGCACACCAUGAGUUUGGCAACAGAAUAAUGUUUGAAGUUUGUUACACGUGUGCUGCUAUCAAAAGCUUUCAUUGGCUGUUUUAAACAAUCUUUGCGACUGUUGUAGAUGCUCACUAAGUAACACUGUUGCGACAUGCGACAAAUUUUCCCGCGACAUUGCUACUCGCGACGCGCGACACGACUAUUGUAGACAAGGUUUAAAAAUAUUAACAUUAACAAAUAUGUAUAAACAUUUAUAAUUUUAUAAUUUUUAUAUUUAAAACUAUACAAAUUUAUAGAAUUCAGAAGUAUUUAUAGAACUCUGAAAUUUCUUUUAGAAUUACAGAUUUAAAAAAAUAAAGGAAACAAAAAAAUUAA
Messenger RNA from Solenopsis invicta (red fire ant), 2593 nucleotides. RefSeq names its product tectonic-3 (gene tctn). NCBI's taxonomy places the organism in Eukaryota, Metazoa, Arthropoda, Insecta, Hymenoptera, Formicidae. Gene Ontology annotation, cellular component: ciliary transition zone. Gene Ontology annotation, biological process: cilium assembly. Bases 31 to 2031 code for a protein of 666 amino acids. The record is from RefSeq and is a predicted model, not a curated record. The transcript has 5 exons.